Molecule: messenger RNA, 957 nt
Organism: Penicillium hordei
Lineage: Eukaryota; Fungi; Ascomycota; Eurotiomycetes; Eurotiales; Aspergillaceae
Exons: 1
Coding region: 1-957 (318 amino acids)
Source: RefSeq, a predicted model, not a curated record
AUGAAGUCUUUCGCCUUCUCCGCUGCCCUUUUGGCCUCAACUGCUAUGGCCUUGCCCGCCAACAUCAUCCCUUCGGGCACCACCGGCUCUUUGCCUUCUGGAAUUCCCUCUUGCCUGCCCUCCGGCGUCGUCCCCUCUGGCAUCCCUCUGCCCGUGGUAUCUCUGAUCCCCACCUGCUCCGGUGCCGCCGCAUCCUCGAUUCCCACCCCUACCGGCGCCGUCUCCGGCAUGACCGAGGGCGCCGGCGCCGGCGCCGGGCAGGUUCUUUCCAUCCUCAACCAGGCCGGAACCUCAAACUUCAAGAUGAUGGCCGAGUCCGAGCUCCAGAGCCUUAUGAGCAAGCUGCCCCUUAGCACUCUCGAGAAGCCCGUUGGCCAGGUCGUCCAGACCGCUGAGUCCGUCGACCAGCUCGACACCAGCAGCAGCUCCGGCCUCACCCACGUCACCGCCGUCCUCGAGAAUGGCAACGCCGCCCUCAUCAAGUUGACCCAGGAAGUUGUUGAUCUCCUCUCCAGCCUCGGCCUCGGCGAGGUUGGCAGCCUUCUCGGCUCCAUUGUUGGCGGCCUUGAGUCCAUCACCGGCAACGUCAAGCGUGCCGACCCUCUCCAGAAUGUUCUCUCCAUUACUGACGUGAACGGCCUCGCUGGUGGCAAGGACCUUCUCGUCCAGGUUGAGCCUACCGUCCUCGGUCUCCUCAGCGGUCUUGACCUCUCCACCGUUCAGGGCCCCAUUGGCAACGUUGUCGCCAUGGCUCCCUCCGUCUCCGAGCUCAAGUCCAAGAUCCCCAGCAUCCCCGGUGCUGACUUCAUUGCUGUCAAUGCCGAGGACAAGGCUUCCGUCCUUUUGGUUAAGGUUAACGGCGCUGUCCAGGGUCUUCUCUCCACUCUUGGCCUCGGCAGCGUUGGCACUGCCGUCGGCUCCAUCGUCUCCUCCGCUAAGGGCGCUGCCUCCCAGUAA